Equus caballus (horse) is the source of this 2601-nucleotide messenger RNA. NCBI's taxonomy places the organism in Eukaryota, Metazoa, Chordata, Mammalia, Perissodactyla, Equidae. The record is from RefSeq and is a predicted model, not a curated record.
UAGCGUUGUACUGCGCUUUUUAUUGUAGAAGGCGAUCGUAUUUGCUCCGUGGCAGCAUCGGUGCUUCCACCCAGUCGGAUGGUUUUCAGUCGGUGACUGCUCAGUUCUCAGAGGCGGCAGUUUCUCUUUGACAGCACAGCUCAUCGCUCCAAAGCAGAGGGAUUUUCGUCAACAGCACCACUGUCUGCUCUCCGCCGGCAUCGCCACGUGCCAGCGCCGCGGGUGUCUCGGGUUUCUCUUCAGCAGCGUCGCUCCAGCGCAGCGCCCCAGCGGCCAGUGGCUGCGCCGUUUUGUUCUCCGAGGCCACGUUUGGUUUCGUGGUCUGUGCACCGCUCACCGCUCCCUGAGGUUUGUAGGGUUGGUUCUCUGCACGGUUUGCUUUUUGUUCCGUUUCAUUGCGUUUGCUUUCGUCUCGAUAUGUUUUUAUAUCGGAAUGACUUGUGUCGGUUGUCUAUUCUCUCCGAAAUUUUUCAGUAUUUCAUUCUGUCUACUGAUUUCUAGAAUUUGUUGCCACUCCACGUUGCUCCGCCCACGAGCCCUGGAGAGCAUAAUAAAUACCCGGGUUGCCGCUGCUGCUGAAGGCUUUGCCUCCUGGUCCAGAGCAAACGCUUGUGUCCUCCUGGUCCGAGCACUAUGUGAUGGAGCAGCAUUUUCUCGGCGCGGGGAAGGAGGCUCGGGAUUCCGCAGAGGCGGCGCCAGAGCCUCAGCCUCCGUCUAUACCGAGCUCUCAAGAUUCUGGGCCGUGGCGGCUCCCUUUCUACCACAUACUGGACCCCAUACUAGAAGAGUCCUCAUGCCACGGCGGUGAUGUCCAGGGGGAGCUGCUUUCUAGUCCUUGCUGGCGGCUGCGUUUGGUUUACAGCCAAAACUUGCUCUUGCCUAGAGCCCCGGGCACCUUGGAACCAAGCCCAGCCCCGCCCACUCCGGGCUUCUGGCUGGAGACGCGGAACAAGCCAGAGGCGAUGGUGGGAGAUUUGGACCCUGCAGAGGAACCGGACGGACUCGCGUUCCACCAGCGUACCUGCGCCCGGCCGUCAGACGGCGCCGACAGACAGCAGGACGCCAAGACCUCUGACAGAAGGGACCUUUCAGAUCGCAGCUGACCUCAGGUCCCCUCUGGGUGGAGUCACCACCGGCUUUUCUUGGGCUGCUUGGAGUGGAUUGGUCGCGCAGUGUACAUCCUGAGCUGCGGCUGCUGCCAGACCAUCUUUGGCGCUGAGGAGCCCUGAGACACAGAGACAGCCUUUUUGGAACUUUCCCCAGGAAAAGAUUCAGGGUUACAAAACCCAUCCACUUACAGAAUAAAAAUGCGUUAAGAUGUCCCUUUAGUGUUCCUUGUCAAGUUUUGAUUCUACUUUGCCGAGCCGGAUGUUUCUCCCUGCAGCACCGCCAGUUGCUUCUUGUGGGAGCCUGCUCCAUCCCAGUACUCUUCAGUGCUUAGGGACAGCGUUUUGUGGGUUGCAUGUCUGACUGGGGCUCCGUGCGUGCGGUUUUCCUGUCUCUUCGCAAGUGUUUCGAAACAGGUGUCCAUCCUUUUGUUGAACCCGAUUCUUCUUGUUCCCGCUUGGGUUUGGUGGUUUCUCUCUGCGAUCGCCGCUACGUGCUCUGCGUCAGUCAUUUUCCGUGGCAGCAGCGCUUAGCUGCACUGAUAUCGCUGGUUUUGCAUCAGGUUCCUUAGUGGUGCAGGUCUUGUCAAAGCUCUCAGUGACAAAAAUCUUGCUAACUGGAUCCCAGCACCGCUGGUUUCCCCCGACUGUUCUCACAGUCCCGGCACUGCGGCUGGCACCGAGCCCCUGUCCCCCUUAGCACCUUCGCUUGUUUGCAGAGGUAGCGGUAUUCCUGUCACAGAACAUAUUUGCAUCCAGUUGGUGGCCUUUACCUUGGAAACACCAUUCAUUCCUCCAAACCGGCUGUUUCCCUGAGCCGGCUGUUUCUCGGGCCGGCACGCUCUGUGCUCCUUGCCCGCAUCACUGGGACCCAGCAACGCGAGGUCCUCGCUGUCAGCGUCUCCUCGGCCGCGGCUGCGAUACGAGCAGGGACGGCGGGUCCUCAGAUCGCUAGUGGAAGGAGCGGGCGGCUUUCGGUCGGGCCCGAGGUGUGUUUCUGUGCCCGCACCUCUCCUUUCUUUCCUCGAUCCGGGUGAUUUCCCGUCUCACCCCGGAAAUUUUCGCGAAAAUAGCCAGUUGCCCCGCUAUCUUUGCCAAAACACAGGUGUUUCAGAGACAGCAGCGCUCGCGGCAGCGCGAUCUGGACCGCACCGUCCUGGAGAUGUGGUCCUGCGCUCUGUGCCAGCUCUGCGCUUCCGCGUCCCAGCACUGCUUUUAUCACCCCCCGUCCCCGGCCCGCCGCAAACCUUCUGCAAUUUGUAUAUCCAUUUAUGUUUUGUCUGUCUUUUCCCAUUUCUUUUUCUGGAACAACCACUUUAUUUUCGGACAAAAUUAUUCUCUUUUCUCCUUGACUAAAACACAUACUAUACAAUGCCCUACAGAUAAAAACAUAUCCCAUUUUCAUUCCAUACUUUGUAUAUAAAGUGGUUUCCCUUCCUUCUUAUUGCUUCUAGUAGUUUUAUUUUUACAUAUGGAUUAUAAAUGUUAACUAAUA